Messenger RNA from Dacryopinax primogenitus, 3114 nucleotides. RefSeq lists its product as uncharacterized. Lineage: Eukaryota; Fungi; Basidiomycota; Dacrymycetes; Dacrymycetales; Dacrymycetaceae. Gene Ontology annotation, biological process: regulation of DNA-templated transcription; DNA-templated transcription. The record is from RefSeq and is a predicted model, not a curated record. Gene Ontology annotation, molecular function: zinc ion binding; DNA-binding transcription factor activity, RNA polymerase II-specific; DNA binding. The transcript has 6 exons. The coding region runs from base 78 to 3035 and encodes 985 amino acids.
CUCAUCUCAUCCCCUGUGUUGGGGGAUCUCCCUCGACGUCGUCGAAGUGGUCGUCCUAGAACACCUCGAGCGCGGUCAUGGACGCCCUCCCUGGUAGCAUGGCCACCUCACCGCUUAUCUCACCCUUUGACACCAACCCGUCUGCCUUUCCAUUUCUCCCAGUAGCCGCUCAUCACAUUCAUCAAUCUCCGGAUGAACAACUUCCGUUGAUCAACGGAGGAUCGUCACCCAAGAACAACAAGCGGAAGCGGACUCGGAACGAAGAGGAUCGUCCAGAACCUCGCCGCCUCAAGCGCACCUACGAAAGUUGCGCUCGGUGCAGAAGCAAAAAGAUAAAGUGUGAUAACAACAGUCCCCGCUGUAAAAACUGUGCCGACGCCAAUGUCGACUGUCAACAAGAGGAUCGUCAGAACAAAACACUCAAGCUCCGUGGACACGAGGAACUCCUCCAGUCCCAGCUCAACUGCUGCGUCCUGUUGCUGAAACAUCGAGAUCCUUACUUUGAUCUGAGUCGGCUGGAACAGUUCAUCUCCGACGAUAAGAUCCAAAUCUCCGAAGAGGAUGCAGAUGUCCUUCGGAAAAACUCGCAGCUUCUUAGGGGGAUUAACCCAUCUCCGCGGAGCCGACCGAUCAAGGAUCUCCCUCAGCGGCCUACACAGGGGGACAUCUCUCCCAACGAGUCAGAGGAGACCUAUGCUCCAACAUAUCCUCCUCCCCCUCCUCCUCCCCCUCUUACUAUCCCUCCAACUUUUAUUCCCCCUACCUUCCCCUUCUCUGACAGGACCGAGUUUGCGGGCACUAAGCUAGCACCCACGUUUGAGUUCGAUGGCUUGCCCCCGGAACUCGUACAUGGGAAUCCUGGUGAUGACUUGCGCGGCCAAGAUCCACGAGGGAAUGACCUCUCCAACAGCGCUGCUGCUGCGCGCUCAUUACGCGUCGACCGAAUCCUUCGCGAGUCCUCCUUCCUCAUCCCGCAUAAAGCGCGUAUGAUGAACGACGAGGACUCGCCCGAUCUUCCCGAUCGCGGGCGGACGCCUUACGAAGGCCCUGAAGUCCCUACGGACGACCCGGCACUUAUGGGCGACAUCGAGGAGAAUCAAUGGCUCAGCCGGCCCGUGAUUCGGAACGAACAUCCGGGAAAGCCCCCUACGGACAAGGAGAAAAAUCGCGUUUUUCUCCCGAAGAAUAGAACAGAAGUGGCACGUCUCGUGGACGUCUACUUCCAGCGUCUCAAUCAUCUCCGCCCAGUGUUCUCCUCUCGCGCAUGGUUUGACUACAAACUCCAGGAAGAGUACCGCCUUAUUGACAGGUGGAACGCUUUUGGAACCUUGGCGGACGAGACGGAGAAGCCAAGGCCGCCGCCGCCGCCGGAGAUCAUAAGACGCAGGAAGAAGGGGAAGAAAGAUGAGAAGGACGACGAUCCUGGUUUCCUCUGUUCUUUGUACUUGAUCCUCGCAAUCAGUCGCAUGGCGGACAUCGCUUCAGACCGCCAGGAAGCGAAGAGAUCGGACAUGAAGCAUUUCCCUGUCCCGGCACAUUUCUUCAAGAGGGCGGUCCAGAUCAAGGCCGAGCUUCGGGUCACGAUCUCCUCCCUGCAGGCGUUGAUACUAAUGCAGUGGUAUCUCUACACCGAGCGCCAUGGUCGGACCUUGUGGAGACUUGUCGGUAACUUGGUCCGCCUAGCGAUCGAGCUCGGGCUUCAUCACGACCCUAUCGAUUCUGGGGACACCUUCGACCCUGACGAGAUUGAAGAUCGCCGACGUCUGUGGUGGAUCGUCCUUGUCCAAGACCGCGGAACGUCUGUCCUUCUUGGGCGUCCUAUUGGUAUUGGCGAGAAUGACUACAACACCCACAAGCCUGAAUCUGAGACAAACUUCGACAUCGGCCUGGAGAUCACGCACAUCCAGGCGCAGAUCUGUGACACCUUGUACCGGCCCGGGAAGAUCUCUGGUGAAGAGCUGUUCAAGUUCGCCAAUGGGAUCAACACGAAGCUUGUGCAGAUGCGCGAUGCACUUCCCCCAGAGUAUCAUUUCUAUACGAAGGAUACGGAGAACUGGGGCGAUCAGCAGAAGAUGGUCCUCCUUGCGAACUUGAGUCAGGAGCAGGGGCUGACCUUGCUGAAGUACAUGAUCGCUCGCAUCAUGUUGCUUCGUGCGAUCUUCACUGCUGAAGACAUCAGCGAGCAUCAAAGAAUGCGUGCCUUGCGAGACGCACUGAUAUCUGCUCAUAACGUCCUUGUCAUCCACAGCGCUCUUCUGCAGUUCACCGACUGCGCCUUCUUUGUCUCACCUAUACCCAUCCAGAUUGCGGCCAUGGUCGUCAUCUACGCCAAGGCAAAUACCAACUUCCUCACCCGACCGGAGAGUCCCACGCCAGAGCACAUCGCCCGUGAGGAUGUCUGCUUAGCGUUACGCAUGAUUCCUCAGUUCCGAUGGCGAUGGGGACGACGAGAUUCUCAUGGUGGCCAUCCUCUAAUGAACUUUACUUCUGAGGCAGUGUUUGGUCCUAUCCUACAUGCCUUUGGUCCACCAAACCCUCCUAUGCUUAUUGCCGAGCAUCAUUUCACGGAGCCAGACGAUACCAUUCCGAUCACUUCGGGCACCUCACCGCUCUCAGGGGGAAUGCUCUCACCCAUGGAUACUCUUAAGAACGUCCAGGGUUUCGAGAACAGGAAGGCGAUCCUGAACAUCGUCUCCUCGCUGUUCCUCGGCACGACACCCUCUGUCGCCCAUCCUGACGCUUUGGAAAUCGACGAGAGCUUGCUCAACGCUGAUUGGCGUCAUGGUCGUCUUGCUGGCUUCUCGCAGGAGAAGAUGUCUCAUCUUGACGAGGGCAACGUUAAUGCUGAAGGAUCCGGGGUCCCGGAAGGUUUCGAUCUUCAGUUGCUUUUAGCGACUGCUCCCAUCAAGAGCGAUGGUUCCAUGAUACCCAGCCUGCGCCUCAAUGCAGACUGGAUGCCUGUCGUGACCGCACCUGAGAAAAUGCAGGAGAUCUUGGCCACCCAUCCGAUCAGCUCGAUCACUUCUAUGGGCUGAUAUAUAUUAUUUCUCACCAUCUUUCGUUUUAUGUGGUCUUUCGUGUUCCUCAUCUGUAUGAGUCACCUUCUUGUCUACC